This is a messenger RNA of Sesamum indicum (sesame), 2012 nucleotides long. Its product is annotated as proline--tRNA ligase, cytoplasmic. Gene Ontology annotation, molecular function: proline-tRNA ligase activity; ATP binding. Gene Ontology annotation, biological process: prolyl-tRNA aminoacylation. The record is from RefSeq and is a predicted model, not a curated record. Gene Ontology annotation, cellular component: cytoplasm; aminoacyl-tRNA synthetase multienzyme complex. NCBI's taxonomy places the organism in Eukaryota, Viridiplantae, Streptophyta, Magnoliopsida, Lamiales, Pedaliaceae.
CGACCCGCAGUGGUUCAAUAAGUGGCGCGACUCAAAACCCCAAAACUAGGGUUUUCUUUUUUAAAUAAUUAAUUUGUCAAAGGAUAACGUGCGGUAGUAAUUUUCUCUUUUUCCAUACCGUAGUCCACCCCACAGCCAUCUCUCACUGCGCUGGCAGCACUCCCCCGGGUGCCCCCAUCUCGUCUUUCUGUUUUCGUCGGUCUCCUCUCCUUUGGUCUUGUUAUUCUUUUCUUGGAUUUGGAUUUUUGGGAGCUUUAGCGCCAUGGCUGGUAAAGGUGCCAACACUUCCGCUACCAAGGGAAAGAAGAAGGAAGUAAAAAAAGAGACCGGCCUGGGUCUCUCUUAUAAGAAAGAUGAAAACUUUGGAGAAUGGUACUCUGAGGUUGUCGUUAACGGGGAAAUGAUUGAAUACUAUGACAUAUCUGGCUGCUAUAUUCUGCGUCCAUGGGCAAUGUCAAUUUGGGAGAUCAUGCAAACAUUCUUUGAUGCUGAAAUCAAGAAAAUGAAAAUUAAGAACUGCUACUUUCCUCUGUUUGUAUCCUCUGGUGUCCUACAGAAGGAAAAGGACCAUAUAGAGGGGUUUGCACCUGAGGUUGCAUGGGUUACAAAGUCUGGAGAAUCUGAGCUGGAGAUGCCCAUUGCGAUCCGUCCAACUAGUGAAACUGUCAUGUAUCCAUAUUUUUCCAAGUGGAUUAGGGGGCAUCGAGACUUGCCUCUCAGACUUAACCAGUGGUGUAAUGUUGUUAGAUGGGAAUUCAGCAAUCCUACCCCAUUUAUCAGGAGUCGUGAGUUUCUUUGGCAGGAGGGGCAUACUGCAUUUGCAACAAAGGAGGAGGCAGACACUGAGGUGCUUGAAAUUUUGGAGCUCUACAGACGCAUAUAUGAAGAAUUCUUGGCUGUUCCAGUUAUUAAAGGCAAAAAAAGCGAGCAUGAAAAGUUUGCUGGUGGACUUUAUACAACUACUGUUGAGGCUUUUGUUCCAAACACUGGACGUGGUGUGCAAGGUGCAACUUCGCACUGUCUGGGUCAAAAUUUUGCAAAAAUGUUUGAGAUCAAUUUUGAGAAUGAGAAAGGAGAGAAGUGUAUGGUCUGGCAGAAUUCAUGGGCAUAUACUACCAGAACGAUAGGGGUGAUGGUGAUGGUUCACGGGGAUGAUAAAGGAUUGGUUCUGCCUCCUAAAGUAGCAUCUGUCCAAGUAAUUGUGAUCCCUGUACCCUAUAAGGAUGCAAACACUCAGGGGAUCUUUGAUGCAUGUGCGGCCACUGUAAAAACCUUGAAUGAAGCAGGAUUUCGUGCUGAGGCUGAUUAUAGAGAUAAUUAUUCACCUGGGUGGAAGUAUUCACACUGGGAAAUGAAAGGUGUUCCCCUUAGGAUUGAAAUAGGACCCAAAGAUUUGGCAAAUAAUCAGGUGCGUGCUGUGCGACGUGAUAAUUCAGCUAAAUCUGACAUACCAAUGGCUGGUUUGGUUGAAGGAGUGAAAGAAACGCUUGAUAACAUCCAACAAAGUCUCUUUGAUGUCGCCAAGCAAAAACGAGAUGCCUGCAUUCAAGUUGUAAAUACCUGGGAAGAAUUUGCGGAAGCACUUGGCCAAAAGAAGAUGAUUCUUGCCCCAUGGUGUGAUGAAGAGGAGGUGGAGAAAGACGUGAAGGCCCGCACUAAGGGAGAAAUGGGUGCAGCUAAGUCACUCUGCACUCCAUUUGAUCAGCCUGAGCUCCCAGAAGGGACCUUGUGCUUUGCAUCCGGAAAGCCCGCAAAAAAGUGGACCUACUGGGGCAGGAGUUACUAGUCAUUGUUUUCAAUGUAUACUUGGAUCGCACUAUUGUGUUUUAUUGCCCUAAAUGCUGAUAGUGAUAGGCAAUUUGAGUUUAGUGAUUUUUGAACACCUUGUGAAAUAUAGCAUUUGCCUUUUGUUUUCUUGAAUGUUUGUUUUACUGCAGAAGAUGUAAUCAAAGACGUAUCCUUGGAUGAAAACCGACUAUAUACAUAGGGAUUCUGACUGUCUUAUAAUGGUA